AUGAUUCUCUCAAUUAUAUUAAUUAUGGAUUUUCUGCGUAGAAUGAGUCUUGGACUUUUACCAAAAUUAAGCAAUCCUUUGGUUAUCCCUCACCCAACAUAUAUUUGUACACUUGUCCUUACUUUGACUGUUACAUUGGGUUAUGGCUAUAUUUUUGUUUAUAAAUUGGCUCUAUAUGGUUGUGAUAGGGCCGUAGAGGCAAGAGAUCCAUUACAAAUGACUUUGGAUUCAAUUCUAAGAUUAACAAUAGCCUUAUAUUCCUUGGUUUCCUUCAUUUAUAUAAUACAACGAGCUCAUGUUGGCUCAGUUAAUUCAAAAAUUGAUUUACUCACUAGAAAUUUUAUCAACUGUGUUUUUGGCAUUAUUUGGAUGCGUUUUGUUAUGUUAAAGGCUUAUUUUACUAUCGAACAAUUCUGUCGUGAUCAAAUUGAAAUGAUGUCUAUUGUUAAAGCCUUUUGCCCUCCGUAUAUGUUAAAAGGCUUCAAUUGCACAACUGUAUCUCUUCGUAAAGAACAAAUGAUAUGGUAUAGAGUUCAUUAUGGACUUCUCAAAUCAGUUGUAGUUACUGCUGCUUCAGAAUUUAUUCCUGUACUUUUAGUUGCUCAUUGGUAUUUUAGAAUCUAAAUUUUCAUUAAUUUAUUUGAAUUUUUAUGUUGGCAUGUGGUAGAGCUGAAUUGGUAGUACGAAAAAUGACUGUUAAAAUUAAUGUAAAAUUUAUGUUUUUGAGGGUAAAAUAAUCU
This is a messenger RNA of Meloidogyne enterolobii, 740 nucleotides long. Lineage: Eukaryota; Metazoa; Nematoda; Chromadorea; Rhabditida; Meloidogynidae. The record is from the annotation of a GenBank genome assembly.